AUGAAUGAAAAAUUAUAUUAUUAUACAAAGUUGCAAGUGCAUUUCGGUGGUGAUAUUCAAGAAGUUGUACUGAAAACCCAAAACGAGCCAACAUCAGAUGAUUUAUCAAGAUCGUUGCAACAUAAUUUUCGUAUUCCAAUCGAUGAACAACGAAUCUACUAUCGAGGACAACGACUCCAUAAUCAUCCCGAUUAUUUGUUAAGUAGAUAUGGAAUAUUCAAUGGAAAUACAAUUAAAUUAAUUGGAAAACGUUCCCAUACGUAA
This is a messenger RNA of Didymodactylos carnosus, 264 nucleotides long. NCBI's taxonomy places the organism in Eukaryota, Metazoa, Rotifera, Eurotatoria, Philodinida, Philodinidae. The record is from the annotation of a GenBank genome assembly.